AGAGACCGCAGAUGCUCGACCAGGAUUACCCCCCUCUGAGAUGAGAUAAAGGCGCCAAGACAUCACAACAUUAAGAUGUUUUGCGCAAAAUUGAAAGAACUGAAAAUAUCCGGAGAGUGUCCGUUCUCCAGCAGCGCCAAAAAUAAUGAGCCCGUAGACUUUGAGGUGCGCGCAAGAGACGGUGCGGAUAUAUUGCCUGUUUCUAAGGACGUGCAUGGGAAAAUUGGUGAGGAUCUACCUCGACAGAAAAUAAGCAGAUCCAAAGUUAACCUUCAUACGCUUGGGGACAGCAUCCGAAAGCUGGCAUGUCCCGAGUUUCAAAGGCUGCAUGCUGCCCUCCAACGAAUAAUGAGACUAUCAAUACAUACCAGGGACGAUGAAAGUCUAGCAAUGUGCUGUACAGACUAUCCAGGUUGCACUGAUAACCCAGAGCAUUUACUGGAGAUAAUGAAUGCUUACUCAAGUAAAACAGGUAUCAAAAUGGAUGCUUUGAAAAUCAUCCUCGGUGAGGAGCUCUUCAAAAUGUGUUACGAGGAGGACGGGCAGAUAUUGAGGGUGGUGGGGGGAGCUCUUCACGACUUCCUCAACAGCAUCAAUGUCUUGUUGAAACAGAGCAGCACGCAGCCCUACCCAGACAGAGUAGAUUGUGUAAACGAACCCUCGGUGCUGUGCUUAGACAAGGAUCCGGGUCUGCUUACUGUCUAUUACUUCAACCCCCACCCGACCACUGAGCUCUUCUUCCCUGGAGUCGUCAAAGCUGCUGCGCUCCUGCUGUAUCACAGCACUGUGGAUGUGCUGAUGGAUGCCCCUGGUGCAAAGGACAGCAUCUUGCAGUCCAGCCCACAGACCAGUCUUCUGUACACAGUAGUAGUAAAGGACUCUAAAAACCUGAGCCCCAGUCCACUCCGGGCAACCUCAGCUGGGACCCUUCCUACCUCUUUGUUCUCCACCAUCUUCCCUUUCCAUUUGUUCCUGGACCAGGACUUGGUCUUACUACAAAUAGGGCAUGGGCUCAGGAAGAGAUUGACCAGGAAGGAUGGACUGAGGCGGCCUGCUGCCUUUCAAGAACAUUUCUCUAUUGUCUCUCCCCAAAUCAAAUGUACCUUUCAGGGUAUUCUGACCAUGCUCAACACGCAGUUUAUUAUCAGGAUCAAGCAUGGCCUUUCCACCACAGAUAACACAGGAAAGCCUAUGGACCUAAAAGGUCAGAUGAUUUAUGUUCCUGAGUCAAAUGCCAUUCUGUUCCUGGGCUCGCCAUGUGUGGACAAGCUAGAGGAGCUGACUGGCCGCGGCCUCUACCUGUCAGACAUCCCUGUUCAUAACGCACUGCGUGACGUCGUCCUUGUCGGUGAGCAGGCCAAAGCCCAGGAUGGUUUGAAGAAGCGUCUGGGGAAGGCCAAGGCUGCCUUGGAGCACGCUCAUCAAGCAUUGGAGGAGGAGAAGAAAAAGACGGUGGACCUCCUCUUCUCAAUCUUCCCUGGCACUGUGGCUCAGCAGCUGUGGCAGGGCCAAACAGUCCAGGCCAAGAAGUUUGACCAAGUUACAAUGCUGUUCUCUGACCUUGUGGGCUUCACAGCUGUGUGCUCACUCUGCACCCCGAUGCAGGUGAUCACCAUGCUUAAUGAGCUGUACACCAAGUUUGACCACCAAUGUGGAGAGCUCGAUGUUUAUAAGGUGGAGACCAUUGGAGAUGCUUACUGUGUAGCUGGUGGCUUACAUAAGGAGAGCGAGACACAUGCCGUCCAAAUUGCACUCAUGGCCUUAAAGAUGAUGGAGCUUUCACACGAGGUCACGACGCCAACUGGAGAGCCCAUUCAGAUGCGAAUAGGCCUCCAUACCGGUUCUGUGCUUGCUGGUGUGGUUGGUGUUAAGAUGCCACGCUACUGCCUCUUUGGCAACAAUGUCACUUUGGCAAACAAGUUUGAAUCCUGUAGCCAGCCUAGAAAAAUCAACAUCAGCCCCACAACACACAGAUUGCUGAAAGAUUGCCCAGAGUUUGUCUUCAUUCCCAGGACCAGACAGGAGCUUCCGGCCAACUUCCCAGCAGAUAUCCCUGGUGUUUGUUACUUUUUGGAGGCUGCUGAUAAUCAGUCCGUCAAGCCUACGAGUGACUCUGAAAUGAAGUGAAGUUGCUGCAGCACUGCACACUUCAUGCCUGAGCACACGUAGACUUAUUUACAGUUCAGUGCACACUCUGUGUAUAUUUUUCGCUUGGAUUGUCUAGAUAUUAUAGAUAUUGUUCUACUGAUGAAACUCUUGUCAGCUCCUUACACUUAGAAAGAUGUCAAUUUGUUCUCAAAUAUUUGAGUGCCAUCUCUGUACAAUCAAAUGUGUACAGUUUUAGUAGCCAGAGAAUCACCAGUCACAUUUACUUAUUUUUCCUUACAGAAUGUGUCUUCUCUUGAAAUAGAUGAGUUACAGAAAUUAGUUUUCUAUGUGAGCUCCCUGGUGAGGUACAGUAUCAACCCUG
Messenger RNA from Myripristis murdjan (pinecone soldierfish), 2470 nucleotides. RefSeq names its product guanylate cyclase 1 soluble subunit alpha 1 (gene gucy1a1). The coding region runs from base 76 to 2127 and encodes 683 amino acids. The transcript has 8 exons. Gene Ontology annotation, molecular function: guanylate cyclase activity; heme binding. NCBI's taxonomy places the organism in Eukaryota, Metazoa, Chordata, Actinopteri, Holocentriformes, Holocentridae. Gene Ontology annotation, cellular component: guanylate cyclase complex, soluble. The record is from RefSeq and is a predicted model, not a curated record. Gene Ontology annotation, biological process: cGMP biosynthetic process; response to oxygen levels.